Messenger RNA from Penicillium alfredii, 1689 nucleotides. RefSeq names its product calnexin (gene clxA). The record is from RefSeq and is a predicted model, not a curated record. Gene Ontology annotation, biological process: protein folding. Bases 1 to 1689 code for a protein of 562 amino acids. NCBI's taxonomy places the organism in Eukaryota, Fungi, Ascomycota, Eurotiomycetes, Eurotiales, Aspergillaceae. The transcript is spliced from 5 exons. Gene Ontology annotation, molecular function: calcium ion binding. Gene Ontology annotation, cellular component: endoplasmic reticulum membrane; endoplasmic reticulum.
AUGCGCUUUAACGCCGCGUUCGCCUCGGCUCUGGUCUCCUCGGCCUCUCUCAUGGGCUAUGCCCAUGCCGAGGAGUCGGAAGCUGCUGAUCCCACCGUUGCGGUCGCUGAGAAGCCUACGUUCACGCCGACCAACCUCAAAGCUCCCUUCCUAGAGCAAUUCACCCAAGGUUGGGAAUCCCGGUGGAAGCGUUCGAACGCGAAGAAAGACGACCCCAAGUCGGACGAAGACUGGGCCUAUGUUGGCGAAUGGGAGGUCGAGGAACCUUUCAUGUUCCAGGGUAUCAAAGGCGACGAGGGUCUGGUCGUGAAGAACGCGGCCGCCCACCACGCCAUCUCUGCCAAGUUCCCCAAGAAGAUUGACAACAAAGGGAAAACCCUCGUGGUGCAGUAUGAAGUCAAGCCGCAGAACUCUUUGGUGUGCGGUGGUGCCUACCUGAAGCUUCUUCAGGAGAACAAGAAGCUCCACCAGGAGGAAUUCUCCAACGGUACCCCGUACGUUAUCAUGUUCGGUCCCGACAAGUGCGGUACCACCAACAAGGUCCACUUCAUCUUCCGUCACAAGAACCCCAAGAGUGGCGAAUACGAGGAGAAGCACCUGGACAGCCCUCCCGUCGCCAACACCUCCAAGGUCACCUCCCUGUACACUCUCAUCAUCAAGCCCGACCAGACCUUUGAGAUCCUGGUCAACGGCGAAUCCAAGAAGUCGGGUAGCCUCCUGGAGGACUUCAGUCCCCCGGUGAACCCCCCGAAGGAGAUCGAUGACCCCAAGGACAAGAAGCCUUCCACCUGGGUCGACGAGCCCAAGAUCCCUGAUCCCGAGGCGACCAAACCCGAAGACUGGGAUGAGGAGGCUCCGUUCGAGAUCGAGGACGAGGAAGCCACCCAGCCCGAGGACUGGUUGGUGGAUGAGCCCGACAGCAUCCCCGACCCCGAGGCUGAGAAGCCCGAGGACUGGGAUGAUGAGGAGGACGGUGACUGGAUUGCCCCCACGGUUCCCAACCCCAAGUGCGCCGAGGUCGCUGGCUGUGGCGUGUGGAAUCGCCCACAUAAGAAAAACCCCGACUACAAGGGCAAGUGGUCUGCGCCUCUGAUCGACAAUCCGGCCUACAAGGGCCCCUGGGCGCCGCGCAAAAUCGCCAACCCUGGCUUCUACGAGGACAAGACCCCGGCCAACCUGGAGCCCAUGGGUGCGAUCGGUUUUGAAAUCUGGACCAUGCAGAGCGACAUCCUGUUCGACAAUAUCUACAUUGGUCACUCUGUCGAGGAUGCGGCCAAGCUUCGCCAGGAAACCUUCGAUGUCAAGUUCCCCAUCGAGACGGAAGAGGAGAAAAUCAACCAGCCCCCGGCCGAGAUGCCAGACGAGGGCACCACCGUUAACUUCAAGGACGACCCCGUCACUUUUGUCCGCCAGAAGGUGCACUACUUUAUCGAGCUGGUUCAGGAGGACCCCGUCAACGCCGUCAAGACCUUGCCCGAGGUGGCUGGUGGCCUCGGUGCACUCUUGGUGACGAUGAUUCUCAUCGUCGUGAGUGCCAUUGGCGCCAGCAGCCCCGCUCCCGCCCCGGCGAAGAAGGGCAAGCAGGCCGCCGGUGCUGCCAAGGAGAAGGCAGGCGAGGCUGUCAGCUCAUCCGCCGACACCGGCAAGAGCGGUGCCACCAAGCGCACCACUCGCUCCUCUGCCGAGUAA